This is a messenger RNA of Ipomoea triloba (trilobed morning glory), 1636 nucleotides long. RefSeq names its product F-box protein At1g67340-like. The transcript has 3 exons. NCBI's taxonomy places the organism in Eukaryota, Viridiplantae, Streptophyta, Magnoliopsida, Solanales, Convolvulaceae. The coding region runs from base 175 to 1347 and encodes 390 amino acids. Gene Ontology annotation, molecular function: protein binding. The record is from RefSeq and is a predicted model, not a curated record.
GGAUUUUGAAGAUCACUCUCUCCAUUUUCUUCAGAUUUAUAUAUAUAUAUUUUUUUGUUAUAUUUAUAUACACACAUACAUACAAGGGGGAAAGAUAGAUAAAGAGGAUUGAUAAGAAGAGGAGGAAGAAGAAGAAGACGAAGAAGAAGAGGGUUUCGUUAUCCGAAAGUGAAUAUGUGUGGAGAAAAUAGAGUUAUCAAGAGGAGGAAAGGCUCUUCCGCCGCCGCCGCCGACGGCGGCAGCGGCGGCGGAGAGCCGCGGACGGCUAGUCGGAAAAGAUCUAAAGUUUCGCCGGAGAGACGUGACUUGUUCGAUUCCUUGCCGGAUGAUAUCGUCCUGUCUAUUCUGUCUAAACUCAGUUCCUCAGCUGAAUGUCCUGCGGAUUUCAUUAACGUUUUGAUCACAUGCAAACGGCUAAAUGGAUUAGGUGUCCAGUCUAUAGUGUUAUCAAAAGCUUCACAGAAAAUGUUAGCCGUUAAAGCUCAGAACUGGUCCGAGUCGGCUCACCGAUUCCUCAAGCUUUGUGCCGAUGCCGGAAAUGUUGAAGCUUCUUACAUUCUCGGCAUGAUUCGAUUUUACUGUUUGGAAAAUCGAGGCAGCGGAGCGUCACUUAUGGCGAAGGCCGCGAUUAACUCGCACGCGCCGGCGCUUUACUCGCUUGCGGUUAUCCAGUUUAAUGGAAGUGGGGGUUCCAAAAACGACAAGGACCUUCGAGCCGGCGUGGCGCUGUGCGCGCGAGCCGCGUUCCUGGGCCACAUAGACGCGCUGCGUGAGCUGGGCCACUGUCUCCAAGACGGCUACGGCGUGAAGCGGAACAUAGCCGAGGGGCGGCGGUUUCUCGUCCAAGCCAACGCGCGCGAGCUAGCCAACGUGCUCGCCACCACGCCGUCGGCUCUCCUCAACGGCUCGUGGCUGAGCUGGAACCCGCUCCCCCACCACCGCAACGCGGCCGGGACGAGCUGUCCGUUGCUCAGUGAUUUCGGGUGUAACGUUCCGGCGCCGGAGCCUCACCCGGCGAAUAAGUUCCUGUCCGAUUGGUACGCCACGGCGGAUGGAGUCCCCGGCCCGGGGCUCCGACUCUGCUGCCACGUCGGCUGCGGAAGACCCGAGUCCCGCCGCCACGAGUUCCGCCGGUGCUCCGUCUGCGGCGCCGUGAACUACUGCUCCCGCGCUUGCCAGGCGAUGGAUUGGCGGUCGCGCCACAAGUCGGAGUGCGUCCCCGCGGAGAGGUGGGGCGACGACGACGGUGAAAAUGUCGCCGCCGCCGCGGCGGAGCCGCCGGUUAACGGUAACGGCAACGGAGAAGCUAACGACUUCGAGAUUGAGAACGAGAUGGCGGUCAGUUAACGGUGACGGUAACGUGGGAAGGACUUCAAUGCAAAUAGACACCAGAUUUUGGGAAACAAAAUUCAGUUAAUAGAUUUUCACGGUCAACAUUUUGUUUUGUACAUAGGAAGCAGAAUGAAAGUAAGUUUUUUUUUUUUUUCUUUAAAAAAAAAUUAGCUCGAUAACCUUAAAUUUCAGAAAAUCAAGAAAACGAAAUAGAUUUCUUUAGAAUUAAUUCUUGUUGCGCAUACGAUAUGAUGAUGCCUUGCCUUUGAGUUAUCAUUCGAAAUAGGUGAAUCUUCUUUAUGUU